This is a messenger RNA of Penicillium diatomitis, 588 nucleotides long. Its product is annotated as cupin domain-containing protein. The coding region runs from base 1 to 588 and encodes 195 amino acids. The transcript has a single exon. The record is from RefSeq and is a predicted model, not a curated record. Lineage: Eukaryota; Fungi; Ascomycota; Eurotiomycetes; Eurotiales; Aspergillaceae.
AUGGUCGAAAUCAAGCACCCCAAGACCAUCCGCCCACUCAGCCGAUUCAUCACCACCCAUAACGACGACGGCAAAGCCAUCUUCUCCAACAUUCUCCCCGAGACUCUUCCCGUGCAACAGAUUCCAGACGGCGCUCAAUUCAGCCUCGCCUACACCACCCAGCGAUUCCCCGCCAAACUGGACAACGACGCCGACAUCACCGAAUACUCCUCCCACCUGUCCAGUCCCCCCGGUCUGUCCAUCUCCAGCGGCACCGUCUGCCGCAUCGUGGACAUUCAGCCGGGGGCGACCAGCCCGAUGCACCGCACUGUGUCCUUGGACUAUGGCGUUGUGCUCGAGGGAGAGAUUGAGCUUGUCCUGGACUCGGGCGAGACGAGACUGUUGAAGAGAGGGGACGUUGCGAUUCAGCGCGGUACGAACCAUGCUUGGAGGAAUGUGACGCCGGAUGCGGUGGAUCCUGAGACGGGCAAGUCGAUUCCGCAGUGGGGAAGAAUGUUGUAUGUUCUUUCGCCGACGGUGCCUCUGGAGGUUGGCGGGCAGAAGUUGGGAGAGGAGAUUCAUGGUAUGGGUGUGCCGUCCAGCUCUUGA